Molecule: messenger RNA, 1032 nt
Organism: Anoplopoma fimbria (sablefish)
Lineage: Eukaryota; Metazoa; Chordata; Actinopteri; Perciformes; Anoplopomatidae
Gene: cimap1b
Product: outer dense fiber of sperm tails 3B
Exons: 7
Coding region: 102-875 (257 amino acids)
Cellular component (GO): cytoskeleton
Source: RefSeq, a predicted model, not a curated record
UUGGGUUCAGUGCUCCUGCCGAGAUCCAGGGCUCUGACCAUAAUACCCAUUUUACCUGAAGUAGAGAGAAACUCACAGCAGGAUCAGGAUAAAUAAGGGUAAUGUCAAAGGCUGAAGCUUGGGUUGGGACCUGGAGGCCCCACAAGCCAAGAGGGCCAAUUGCUGCCCUCUAUGGUAGUCCAGGACCUAAGUAUGCACUCCCUGGACUCACAGGUAUUUCUAAACAUGAUCCUACGAAAUACAAAGCACCGAUGUUCAGCUUUGGGAAACGUCAUGACCACAAGUCUGAUACCGAGAGCCCUGGACCAACCUACCUCAUCCCCUCCAACGUCACCAGAGUGGGCCGAGACGGCACUCCGGCAUUUUCACUCCACAGCCGUCCAAAGGAGCCACAAAUUUUCCGGGUCCCUGGACCAGGUAAAUACUCCCCAGAGAAUUCAGAAAAGUUGCUCUUCCGCUCUGCACCUGCUUAUUCUCUGUCUGAGAGGUGCAAAGACGUCAGCAAUUUCCAAACACCAGGUCCAGCCUCCUACUCUCUGCCCUCAGUGCUGGGGCACAACACUGUGGUGACAUCUUCAGCUCCCACAUUCUCGUUCUGUGGCCGCAGCAAUAAUGGAAGCUUCCAUGAGGACCUGAAGAAGACUCCUGGCCCUGCUGCCUACAAUGUUGUUGACCCUCGCAUUUACACACAAAAACCUCCCCAGUUUAGCAUGACAGGACGCAACUUCCCACCUGGUGAAACCACAAAGAAACCAGGACCAGGUGCACAUUGUCCUGAGCAGGUAACCUUCACAAGAGCCAAAGCUCCAAGCUUCUCUUUUGGACUGCGUCACUCGGAAUUCCUCUCACCCUUAAUCAUAAAUGACCCUGAAUAAUGUCAAGUAGGAAUUCUUGAAAAUUCCCACAGCAUAAAGCACAAAAAGCACAAUAAAGCAAAAAAAGCAAACAGUAAAGGCUUAUUGAGAUCAGAUUGUAUUGCCAUGGUUGCCCUAUUCUAUUAGUAAUUAUCACUUUUUCAGGGUUAUGAACACU